Molecule: messenger RNA, 6991 nt
Organism: Salvelinus sp. IW2-2015
Lineage: Eukaryota; Metazoa; Chordata; Actinopteri; Salmoniformes; Salmonidae
Source: RefSeq, a predicted model, not a curated record
AGUCUCUGCCAGACUUCGAUUCACACGCUACUUCCUGGAUGGAGGAAUGGAAAGCUUCCAGUGCCGCUCCAACUAUUCCCUCUCUGUUUUCGCCAGCAGAACCGCUGCAGCUCUCCGAUGCAUGGACUAGCCUACUGCCACUAGCGUCUUCUGCUCCUAUCCCCUCGAUUCUUGUUGAAUGAACUGAUUCAAGCUCGAAAGCUAUAUCUCUCCUAACUGACAUGUUUUUCUUUGGGAGUAUCAAGAAGCUGUUUGGAAGGAGGUUUUGAGAAGUCAAGACUGUUUUCUGGACGUUCCAGACAGCACUGAAUAUAAUUCCACUGAACAGUCACUAGCCUACAUUUAGCAGCAUUUGCGCUGUUUUUACGCAGCGGACAUUAAUUAUUUGCUCAGACGGAUAACUCAACAGUUGCCCUUUUUGCUCUCAAUGUUCAUUUUGUCAUGCGGAGGCUACUGCAAUCGUGUUGCUGGUGGAUCUUGUCUCUGAUCUUGUCUGCCUUCGUUCUCUUUUGGGCCGACUGUCAUCCUGCGCUGACAGGAGGGCAGCCCGGGUCCACGCAAGGGAGCCAAGAUGGCCGAGCGCCCGGGAGCAGACUCAGAAGAGCGGCCGAGGAGUCCUACUGGGCCUAUUCAGGUACGUACGGGCCAGAGGAGGGCUGGUCAUCAGCCUACCCAGAAUGCAGAGAGAGGAACCAAUCCCCAAUCAACAUCGCAGAUCAGGACAGCAAGGUGUCCAUGGAGUAUCAGGAGCUAGCUUUGGACGGAUUUGAGACAGAGUCCUCCAACAAGACUUCAAUGAAGAACACUGGCAAAACAGUGGCUAUCAUGCUGAAGGAUGACUACUUCGUUCGUGGUGCGGGCCUGCCCGGGCGUUUUAAGGCUGAGAAGGUGGAGUUCCACUGGGGCCAGAGCAACGGAUCUGAAGGCUCUGAACACAGCAUCAACGGCAAGAGGUUCCCAGUGGAGAUGCAGAUCUACAUGUAUAACUCGGAUGACUUUGACAGCCUCAGUGCUGCAAUACGUCAGAAGAGGAUCAUUGCAGUGAUGUCGGUCUUCUUUCAGGUGGGACUGAAGGACAACCCAGCAGUGGACCCCAUUAUCCAUGGCCUGAGGGGCGUGGUUCAUCAUGAGAAAGAAACCUUCCUGGAGCCCUUUGUUCUGAGAGAUCUGUUGCCGUCAUCAUUGGGGAGUUACUAUCGCUACACAGGCUCUCUCACCACCCCACCCUGCAGCAAGGUGGUAGAGUGGAUCGUCUUCAACAGACCUGUGUUCCUCUCCUACAAACAGCUGGAGGCGUUCUACUCCAUCUUCACACAGCAGCAGCAGGACCAUACAGCCACAGAGCAGCAGGACCAUGUGAAGUCUGUGGAAUACCUGAGGAGUAACUUCCGGCCAAUCCAGAGCCUCGAUAAUCGUGACGUCUUCAAGUCCGCAGUCAGAGACGCCUGGCUACCUGACCUGAUGGACAGCCUGGGAAACCCGUAUGGAACCGAGGCAUCCAAAGUGUGCAGCAGUGCUCCCAUCAACAUGAAGGUGCAGCAUCUGAACCGCACGGCCCUGGGGGUGCGAUGGACCCGGCCAGAGUUCACCUACCACCCGCCAAUCAUCUCCUUCCUCAUCUCCUACAGCUGGACUAAACACGACGAGUCCUACGAGGAAACGCACGUCACCGACAGCCAACACAAACUGGAAGCUGUCAUCACUCCAGUGUCUCCUGAUGUGCUGUAUCUGUUCCGGGUGCAGGCUGUGUGUAUGAAUGACAUGCGCAGUGACUUCAGCCAGAGCAUGCUCUUCAGAGCUAACACAACCAGGAUAUUUGAAGGGACGAGGAUAGUGAAGACUGGGAUGCCCACUGUUUCCCCAGCCUCCUCGGCAGACAUGGCUCCCAUCAGCUCCGGCUCCUCCACCUGGACCUCCUCCGGCCUCCCCUUCUCCUUUGUGUCAAUGGCGACAGGCAUCAGCCCCUCCUCCAGUGGUAGCCAGGCGACGGUGGCGUCCGUGGUGACUAGUACCCUACUGGCAGGGCUAGGGUUCAGUGGUGGGGUCAUCUCCUCCUUCCCCAGCUCUGUGUGGCCAACCAGAGCCCCAUCCUCCAGCCAGAAUCCCACCGCUGCCACCCCUCGUCAGCCCACCAGCGAACCAGCAGCCUCCCAGAGCGCAGACGCAGCCAAAGACAAUGGAGAGGGCUCCAAGGACAGGGAGAAAGGUGCGAAAGGGGAGGGAGAGGAGGGAGAGAAAGAAGGAGAGGAGGAUAAGGAGGAAGACGAGGAGGAGAAAGAGAAGGAGACAAAAGAGAAGAAAGCGAUGGCAGACAAGGUAGAGAAGCAGACGAACAGCACGGUAGUGAAAGAGCCGCCCACGGCAGCACCAGCCUCGACUGCCAAAGAGAAAGAAAGAGAAGGAGGGGAGAGUGAGACUGAAACUAACACAAGCAGCACUACGCCCUCUAGUGCUGAGGAGGACCAGCUGGUGACACACACACAGAGUACGGUGGAGACAGACACAGUGGUGCCCCCUACCUUGGAGCUAGGGAAUGACACGGCAGAGUUCCCAGACCCAGACAGCCCCUCCCCCACCCUCCGGCCCAGCACAGGAAGGGACAAAAGCCACUGGCCAUUCUCCAUACACACAGAGAGGACUAGCAUGUCCAACCUGACCCAGCAGGGUCCCCCAGGGGUGGGGAGGGUGGAGUGGAUCAUCCCCCUGGUGGUGGUCUCUGCCCUCACCUUCGUCUGUCUCAUCCUGCUGCUGGCUGUGCUCGUCUACUGGAGGAGGUGUUUUCAGACGGCUCAUUUCUACGUGGAGGACAGUAGUUCUCCCAGAGUGGUGCCCAAUGACAGCAUCCCUGUCAUCCCCAUCCCAGAUGACAUGGAGGCCAUCCCUGUCAAGCAGUUCAUCAAACACAUCUCAGAGCUCUACUCCAACAACCAGCAUGGCUUCUCAGAGGACUUUGAGGAGGUGCAGCGAUGCACGGUGGACAUGAAGAUCACGUCGGAGCACUCCAACCAUCCAGACAACAAGCACAAGAACAGAUACAUCAACAUCGUGGCCUGGUCAGAAAGGGAACACUAAGGGGUGUCAGAGUGAAAGAACGGUGGUGCAAUACCACUAUACCCAGUGGCCUGACAUGGGCGUCCCUGAGUACACUCUGCCCGUGCUCACCUUCGUCAGGAGGUCCGCUGCCACCCAGACCCCGGAGAUGGGCCCUAUGCUGGUCCACUGCAGUGCGGGUGUGGGCCGGACAGGGACCUACAUCGUCAUAGACAGCAUGCUGCAGCAGAUCAAGGACAAAAGCACAGUCAACGUCCUGGGCUUCCUCAAACACAUCCGGACCCAGCGCAACUACCUGGUACAGACAGAGGAGCAGUAUAUCUUCAUUCAUGAUGCGUUGAUUGAGGCCAUCAUGGGGAAGGAGACGGAGGUGUUGUCCAGCCAGCUGCACAGCUAUGUCAACAGUAUCCUUACGCCUGGGGUGGGCGGCAAGACACGGCUGGAGAAACAGUUUAAGUUGGUGACUCAGUGUAACGCCAGGUUUGUGGAGUGCUUCAGUGCUCAGAAGGAGUGCAACAAAGAGAAGAACCGCAACUCCUCGGUAGUACCCUCGGAGCGAGCGAGGGUGGGGUUGGCACCUUUACCCGGCAUGAAAGGCACAGAUUACAUUAACGCGUCUUACAUAAUGGGCUACUACAGGAGCAAUGAGUUCAUCAUUACCCAGCAUCCUCUGCCUCACACCACUAAAGACUUCUGGAGGAUGAUCUGGGACCACAAUGCACAGAUCAUUGUCAUGCUGCCGGACAACCAGGGGCUGGCGGAGGAUGAGUUUGUGUACUGGCCAAGCCGAGAGGAGGCCAUGAACUGUGAGGCCUUCACUGUCACGCUCAUCAGCAAAGACAGACUAUGCCUUUCUAACGAAGAGCAGAUCAUCAUCCACGACUUUAUCCUGGAGGCCACACAGGAUGACUAUGUGUUGGAGGUGCGUCACUUCCAGUGCCCUAAAUGGCCCAACCCUGAUGCUCCCAUGAGCAGCACCUUUGAGCUCAUCAAUGUCAUCAAGGAGGAGGCCAUGAUCAGAGACGGACCCACCAUAGUGCACGAUGAGUUCGGGGCAGUGUCAGCGGGCAUGCUGUGUGCCCUUACCACCCUGUCCCAGCAGCUGGAGAGUGAGAGUGCCGUGGGCGUCUAUCAGGUGGCCAAAAUGAUCAACCUCAUGAGGCCUGGAGUUUUCACAGACAUAGAUCAGUACCAGUACCUUUAUAAAGCUAUGCUCAGUCUGAUCAGCACCAAGGAGAAUGGCUCUGGCCUCACGUCCAUGGACAGAAACUGCACCAUGGCCAUGUCUGAUGAGUCAGACCAGGCAGAGAGCAUGGAGUCCCUCGUCUGAAGGGCCCACCCACCAGGUCUGAGGGGCCCAAGGCCCUCGCAGACAGAGAGCCACUUACUUUGUAAAAUGUCAAGGACUAUAAGACAAGACUUUUUGAGGCCUUUUUUGCCAGACUCUUGGUUAAAUGAAUAACCUGAUUACUUUUUUACACUGAUAAAAAGUUUUUGAUAUUUAUUUUUUGCCAUUUUAUGUCUUAAUGUUAUCCUACUGAGCGUUUGCACCUGCGUUUUUGAGUUCACAACAACAAAACAUACUUCUGUCUUUCUUGUUUGCACUAUAAUGUCAGUUACUGCCUAUACUAAGCUGAUGGACUCUACUACACUUAAGCUCUGAUUUCAACAUUCCAUGGCAAAGCCCUCACUCAACUGCUUUUGAGAAGUAGGAAAAAAAGCAUUGCUCUGUUUGCUCUCUACUAGCUCAUGUAAGGAAGAGGAGUGAGAGUGUCAUAGCUCCAUGUUCAUAUGAAUAAGCUGUCCAACCUGAGGUUCAUUACAGUAGACCACCUCUCCUCUCCUCACCCUUGUGGCUCAAAUAUCACUCAUUUGCUGCAAGACUCAACAGUCUGGUUUCUGUUACACCUACAGGCAAUAGGGUCAACAGUUCUAUUUGUUGUUUGAUUUUCUUUUGUUUAUAUGACCUUUAUCUUCAUUGUGCAUCUAAUUAGCAAUUAAAACCCAUAUUUGAAUAUUGAAGGUGGUAUUAUAACAGCUACGGUGAACUUGUAUUAUUUUUAGUACGAUUCAUAUUAUGCUUUUAUAUAUAUAUAUAUAUAUAUAUAUAUAUAUAUAUAUAUAUAUAUAUAUAUAUAUAUAUAAAUAUACUGAUCAUUAUAGCUUGUGAUUUUGUAGAUGUCCGAUGUCAUGACAUGCCUCAGCCGCACUGACUCCCACUUGAUCCAACAGUUUACCACUCUUAUUCAAUGCCGGUGUUGAUUUUCUGCACAUUUACAACCCCUUCUGGCUCAGUUGGUUUUUGCUUCUUGCUGCUAAUAGUCUACACACAGUCACAGAAGAGUCAAAUGAAGAAAUGAUAAUGCACUUGUGUGAGCGGAAACUUCUUUGAGAAAAUGGAUACUAUUGAUACAGCCAAUUGCUAUUUUUUGUGUCAUACCCUAUUGAAUUUAUUAUUGGGGUAAAGGACUUAUGCUCCCACGUCACACAGCCUUGUGUACAUCGUUUCUAAUCCUCACUGUUGCUUAACUCUGCUUGUGUGUGGUAUGAUUGUAUGCUAUGACUGUCGUAUGGUGGCCUAAGCAAGGAAAGAUUUACUGGGGUUUUUGAGUCCUAGAGUGAUUCACAUAAACUCAUUGACCCUGUUUAAGUUGUUGUCAUACUGCCACCUCUAUAUUUCCUGUUAGAAUCACUUUGAUAAAUACCUCCCUUAGUUAUCUGAAGGAAAGAGAGACCACCUGUGAUUUACAUUUGAAAUAAAAUGUGAAUUCAUUAUACAGCACAAUGACCAUGCUAUUAGAAUAUUUGUAUUUAAUUAUCACAACAAAGCAUCGAGGAUACCUAUGAUUUGUAACUUUUACCAAAGACUUAUACUCAUUUCCGUUAAUAGAACUAUUAGAGAGAGGGAGAGCAAGUUAGUUGCAUUUGUGUGUGAUUUCCUUUUUUAGUGAUAUGUAGGCUGUUGAGUGAGGAUAAUUCUGUUUACUUUUUCUUCUGCUUCUUUUGGCAUCUUUUUGUUUCCAGGCUGGAAUUUCUGCAUCAUCUCCUCAUCACUUGUGUUAGUUUAGGAAUUCCCUUUGCUACAGAAGGAGUUCAUUGCAAUUGUAUUAUAUUUAAUUUCUCACUCAACUCAUAGAAUUACAAAAUUAAGUGGAGAGAUGCAUCAAUUAUUUGAUUUUUUUACCCGUCAUGUUUCAUCUCCUUCCAAGGAGGGCUUUUGAAUGAAGUCAUAACUCUCCAACAUUUGGGGUAGACAGCUGACUUUUGUCCCUUUGUCAGUGAAGGCAUUUUGCAUCAUUAAGCACUAGCUUUUUUCAGUUUUGUCUUGUUCCAUCAGGUUAACUCUUAAUUUCCUGACUGAGCCUAGUGUCCACUGUCAGGUGUGUUUAUGUGUUGCAAAACACAAACACUAGUGUGUCAUGAAAACAAUGUACAUAUUUUGUUGCUUCUAUAACCAACCGUUCUCUGGAAACUUUGUAUCUAUGGUAUAUAAUCAUAGAAUUUAUAUUUUCAUAUAAAGCUAUUUUUCUUUCUCUCGUUUCAACUCUUUCGUUGCUUUGCUUUUGUGGUGAAACGUGGAAACCAAGUCUCUGUGCACUGAGCUAGUGGUUGUCAUCACAUUCCAAUACAAUUCCACGCCUCCCAUUAACUUUAAAUCAGUGAUUGUGAUAUCAUUAUUGUUAUUACUUUGUUUUUGUCAUUUUUUUCUGAGUUACAAUUCUGUUGUCAAAGUGUAAUAGAAUAAUUUUGUCCCAUUGACCAUUUUGAACAGCUGGGCGUUGCUUCUUCUUUUGUAACCUGAAAUAAGGAAAAAAUAAGGAAAAAAUGUUUUGUUUCGUUGAAAGCUAUAUCAGAGCAUUCUAUUAUAGUGUUAUUUAAUAUGUAAAUUGUAUUGCUAUACUUAAAAUAAAAUAUGGGUUUUGAUGUACUUUGUUGAAAA